CUUUUGUGCUCGACGAGGAAUUCGACGGCUUUCUGGCUUCUAGUCGGAGUUGGAUAUCCCAUCUCAAUGUUUGCUGAAGUACAGAGGAUGGCACCCUCAUACUCAGACUACGUCUUUGCGCAGAGCAAGCGGAAUCCCUGCCUCAUCAAUCUUUGUCAAUUCAUUGCAAAUGAUGAUGCGAGAUAUGGUUGUAGAAUUGCCAGCCUUCAAUUCCGCAGCGAUUGUAAAAAGCCUACUCGAGUCGAUCUCGGUCUACAAGAACUCGAGGCCAUCAUAUGUUCAGAUGUUCAUGGCUCUGGCCGUCUCAUCAUUGUCGAGGAUCUCAAUGGAGCUGUCAUAGAAACGCUAGGAUCAGGCUUGGAUAUUAAUCCGCUGUUCUUCGCAUCACAUAUUCAUGGACCAAAGGUAGAGAUCACAUCAUCUAAGCCAUCAGCGGCCAUCCUGCCGUCUAAAAUGUUGAGCCAGAACUUCCUCAGUCUUCAGUAUCAGCGCUCGGUCGACUUCGGUCCAUGUACGAUGGUACCAAAGAAGAUGUCACGCGACUGCAAUGUGCCACGCAAGGUGGUGAUUCUGCCACCCAUGAAGGAUACACGAAUCGGACUGGAACAACAAAGCUGUUCCAUCUUGAUGUCAACUACAAGAUCAAAUUCAUGGCUAGGCGUAAUACUGGUUGACAAGCCGAAUUCAGACAAGUACACAUCUCCAGAAAAGAAAAUGGUCCUUCCGUCACGACCGUUCCAGGGUGGGUACGAAGACUUCUCGAAGCGUCCAUCGCUUUUCGAUGAUGAUAGGGGAUAUCCUGAACGAUCAUCGCUUCUCGAAGACUUGAUAUACUUCUGGACGAAAGAGUUGCCUCCCGCUUUCGACAACGAGCAACCCACGCUACUGUCUCUGUCUUACUACCCUCUCAAAAUUGCAGCCGCAGAGUGGGUUAGCUACAUCUCCGUGAUGAGCAACAGCAUCAAACAAUUUGAGUAUACUACAGAAGCUCCGUCACAGAAAGACGGACUCCAAAAAAUUGAUUCAGACUUGCGAUCCCUCGAAACAUGGGGUCGUCGUUGCUUGCAGACCUCAAGCAAAUUGCAGGCUGCCCUUGAUUUCCUCAAACACCACACCAAGGACAAUUCAGGGCUAGAACAAUAUUCCAUGAUGAUUCAAGAUUUCGAACACAUCAUGGGGUUGGUCUAUACUUACGGUCAUCGACUCGAGAUAAUGGUGCCAGUGGUUACUUCGGUACUCCAGAUCGCAGACACACGUCGCUCAUUGAGGGAAGCAGCAAAUGUCACUCGAUUGACCAAUCUUGCGUUGCUUUUUGUACCACUGUCAUUCGUGGCGAGUCUUUUCAGCAUGAAUGGUAGCAUCACAAGACAUGGCUUGGCGAUUUACUUCGCAAUCGCCAUCCCUCUCUGCGCCGUUGUAUUCUUCGUCGCACGUCUGCCGGUCAUUGACUUUGCUAGCAUUAGCCUGGCCUUCAGGUACAAAGAGCGCAGGGAAGCAAGAAUGAAGUCUCGGGGUUGA
Mollisia scopiformis is the source of this 1518-nucleotide messenger RNA. RefSeq lists its product as uncharacterized. The record is from RefSeq and is a predicted model, not a curated record. The transcript has 2 exons. Gene Ontology annotation, biological process: transmembrane transport; metal ion transport. Gene Ontology annotation, cellular component: membrane. The coding region runs from base 67 to 1518 and encodes 483 amino acids. Lineage: Eukaryota; Fungi; Ascomycota; Leotiomycetes; Helotiales; Mollisiaceae. Gene Ontology annotation, molecular function: metal ion transmembrane transporter activity.